AUGGUCACCAUCUCUGGUACCCGUCCUCAGGUGCCGUUGGUCAUUGCGGUGGGCGCCAUUCACGCUCAGCUCGGCUUCAUCCGGAUGGAUUUCUCCAUUCGGGCGUUCCAGUCGGCGGAUUUCCUCAUCCUUUGCCGGGACAUGGUGGUCUGCAAUCACCUCGUCGUCGCGGGACAGGUCGCCUCGCCGCUUUGCAUACUCAACCUUGCGCCGUGCGCCCUGCGGCGGUGUAGGAGUUGGGUUGGCAAUGCUACUGCUGAUGCUCCACCGUUGGAGGCCGCUGCUGCGGGCAUCCCUGCUGGUAUGGGUUCGCCCGCGCUGCCGCUGGUGCCGGUGGUCGCCGUUGUUGGCUCCGACGUGUACAUAGACGGUAUUGAUGAUGCCCCGAGGAAGUUGCUUGAUCUUCUGCUUCGGUUAGAGUACGAUCGUAAAGCUAAAUCAUUCUUCCUGGCUGGCUGGUUCGGCGAGGGUGUUGGAGCUUCUGCUGUUCUUAGAGCCACUGUCGAACUCCUGAAAUCCGGAAGAAGUCAUCCUGACACGACACAACAUUUUGGAAAAGUUAUUCAUGUCGACUACUCUCUAUGUAAAAACAGAAGAGAUAUGCAGAGGGCAAUCGCGAAGGAGCUAAACCUUGGUCAUUUAAUGCCGAUCUUUGAUAACCAGGAUGAGGAGGAUGAUUUUGAAGGGAUAGCCGUCAGCUCUAGGAAAGAGAUAGAGAGCAUCGGAAGUGAGAUAUAUGCAAUUACUAUACAUCCUGAUAAUGUCAAUACCGAGCAAUUACUAAAUCAUUUAUUGAAAAAAGAAGCUGCUGAAGUGAUUGAUUACACCGGCAUAGACAACAUCAACCCAUCAAUAGUUUUGGAUUGCUUCUUGUACUCACUCUUCCUAGUAGAGAAAGGAGGACGUAACCGUAGCAAUAUUGACUAUGAAUGGGAUACUCAUGCUUGCAACUACUGGAUAUGUGAUGGCAUCCUUCAUGGGGACAAAGCAUGCGAUGUUGGCAGUGCAUUGCAUAGUGUGAUACAAAUGGUGCCCAAUCUAGCCGCAAUAACAUUCCAAAUGUCAGUCUUUCAUCCACACACAGAACGAUAUAAACAGUGGAUUUCAGUCUCCUCCAAUGAACAAAUAUCACAAGAUGCAUCAUCCUAUUUCCUAUCAUUUGAGGGAGACGGUCAACCACAACUGAAAAAUGAUAUUUUUCAGCUAGCCAACAACCUCCGUGUGCUGAAACUCUGCAAGAGCAACUUUGAUUUUACAUCCCCUCCUUUUCGAUGCUGCCAUAACCUAAGAUUCCUUUGGCUUGAUCAUUGCACAAACACAGGGGAGGAUCAAGGUGGCGGGCCAUUUUUCCCGAACAUGUUGGUGCUUGAUAUUCGCUUCACCGAUUUUCCAUUGUUACCAGAGACGAUAGAGGUGAUGAUCAAUCUGAGGGAGGUAAAUACCAAGGGUGUCUCAUGGAGGACGCUCAAUUAUGCAUGGAAAAAGCUGCAAAACCUUCACAAGCUUAGGGUAACUGAAUCCUCAGAUGUGAUAAAUGUGGACAACUGCUCUUCCAUAGAUAUGAUGAAUCUGGAACUUCUUGACUUGUCAGGUAACAUUCAUAUGGAGUCAUUGCCUACAAUGUCAUCAGCGGGAAACCUGAAGAUGCUUGUUCUUGAUGGUUGUUCUAGCUUGGAGCAUGUUGCACUAGAAGGAGCCCCUCCACUGCUCGAGAGUUUUAGCUUCGAUGGUUAUGGUCCAGCAAAGAGGUGGACACACCCCAUACAACUACCGAAAGUGGAGUUGCGGCCCAAGUCUCGAACUCAUCUAGUUCAAGAAGCCAAAGUGAGAAGGAUUUCUCUAAAGGGUUGCACUCGAUUGCGCAACAUUUUCUUGCGUGCCUUGCCCAAUCUUGAGGAGGUGGACCUCUCUAACACAGCCGUUCGAGAACUUGAUCUCGGUAAAAUGGAUGUUCCUGAAAUAAAGAAGCUAUUCCUACUUGGUUGUGCGAUUAGCCUCAGGGACUGCUGGGCCUUGAGACGGCUACCAGCUGUGUCGCGCCAAGGCCCCAAGGUGGUGGUGGAUUGUGAGAAAGACUGGUGGGACAUGCUUGAGUGGGACGACUCCGAUGCCAACCACGAUCCAUCGCUCUUCGAGACACGCCACCCGGCUCACUACAAGAAGACCCUCCCGAGGGUCUCCGUUCUAAGGUAAUCUGGAUCAUGCAAAGGGAGGUGGAUA
Molecule: messenger RNA, 2220 nt
Organism: Lolium rigidum
Lineage: Eukaryota; Viridiplantae; Streptophyta; Magnoliopsida; Poales; Poaceae
Exons: 6
Coding region: 1-2193 (730 amino acids)
Source: RefSeq, a predicted model, not a curated record